Messenger RNA from Sinocyclocheilus grahami, 2224 nucleotides. RefSeq names its product serine/threonine-protein kinase/endoribonuclease IRE1-like. The transcript is spliced from 10 exons. Bases 217 to 2073 code for a protein of 618 amino acids. Gene Ontology annotation, biological process: protein phosphorylation; IRE1-mediated unfolded protein response; intrinsic apoptotic signaling pathway in response to endoplasmic reticulum stress. Gene Ontology annotation, molecular function: RNA endonuclease activity; ATP binding; protein serine/threonine kinase activity. NCBI's taxonomy places the organism in Eukaryota, Metazoa, Chordata, Actinopteri, Cypriniformes, Cyprinidae. The record is from RefSeq and is a predicted model, not a curated record. Gene Ontology annotation, cellular component: IRE1-TRAF2-ASK1 complex.
AAAAAUAUUAAAAACAGGAACGGAAUCGUUAUGUAAUUGCAUAACAGCAAUUGAGGAGACGGAUUAGGACGAAUCGGUUCGGUCAAAGCUCACUCUUGUGAUUUUACAAACGCUGUGAGAAUCGGUUCGAACGAAUCAAAAGAUCCGGUUGAGAAGAAAAGUUCAAGAUUUUCUGUGUAUAAGACUUGCAGUUUUUAACGACAUUGAACAAAAACAAUGGAGCAGAUGCAUUCUCUAUUUGUGAAACAUCACAGUGAAGUUCUCAUCCAGAGGGUUACUUCUGUGAUGCCCAUUGCUGAUGCACUAAGAGACGAUAAAACAAUUCCCUGUGAAACACACUCACUAAUUCUGAAAGCAUCUAUAGAUGCUAAAAUGACAGUGCUUUUGCAAGCUCUGAGCACCAUCAAAUCAAGAUCUUCUUUUUACAAUGUGUUGCAAGCUAAGCAGCCAGACCUGGUUAAAGAGCUUGAACAUCAAGAUGCUCAGUUUGUGGACCGUUACAGUAACAAACUCAUCCAAAAGGUUACUGUUGUGAUGCCCAUUGCUGAUUCACUGAAAGCUGUUAAAAUAAUUCACGAGGAAACGUACUCAAAUAUUUUUGUAGCCUCUACAAAUAUGGCUAAACUGAGAGUGUUACUUGAUGCUCUGAACACCAACAAAGCCAAAUCUGCUUUUUAUGAUUUGCUCAAAGUGAAUGAGUCCUUCCUGGUUGAAGAUCUUAAACGAGAAGGAAUUGAACAGGAAAUGGCAGGGGCAUCUGCACAGACCUCAUCAGAAGUACUGGAAACUGAAUCUCACCCUCAAAAUGCUAAAAAAGUACAGAUGGAAGCUGUCCAACAGGGGACUGAGGACCAACAAAUCACCUGGUGGAACAGAAACAGAUCCUGUACAAGACAUAGUACAAAAAUAGAGGAGCUGCUAAGAGAAACUGACAAACAAAAAGUAGGGAACCUCUACUUUUAUAAAGAUGUGAAGUACAUGAUUGGCUCUGGAGGAAGUGGCACACAAGUAUAUAUUGGCGUGAGUGAAGAUGGCAUUGAGGUGGCCAUUAAAAUAAUAACCAAGAACCCAAAGAACAUCAAAGACUUUGAAAAUGAACUGAAGCUUUUGCAAGAUUCAAAGCUUGAAAGCCCAUAUAUCGUCAGGUAUGUGACCUGUGCAGCGGAUAAAGAUUUUUACUAUCUUGCAAACCAGCUUUGUGAAUAUGAUCUAGUGGACUACAUGGAAUAUCUUCGUCAGCCAGAGCAAAAUGACAGAAAAGAGACCACUUUGAGGAGAAUAGUGGAGGAGAUGCUUCUUGGCCUUCAAGUUCUUCACCGGGCUGAAGUGAUACAUCGCGAUAUAAAGCCUAGAAAUGUUUUGAUAGAUAAACAAGAAAGGGCAAGGCUGGCCGACUUCGGCUUGAGUCGUAAACUGGAGGAGGAGAAAACCACAGUGUAUACUGACAGAGCUGGUACACAAGGCUGGGAGGCAACGGAGAUUGUAAAUCAGACAGAAAAAGGCGGAUACAAAACGAGCUCAGACAUCCAGGUAGCAGGGAUGUUAACAUAUUACAUCCUCUCUGACGGGAAACAUCCUUUUGGUGAUGGCAUCCGCCGUGAGGUGAACAUUUCAGAAGGGAAAUAUUCUCUUGGCGAGAUUCAAGAUAUUGCAGCAAAGGAUCUCAUAGAAUGGAUGAUCAACAAAGAACAAGAUAAGAGACCGACCGUCGACAAGGUCCUAAAUCACCCUUAUUUCUGGGAUGAUAAACGGAUAAGAGAGGUUCUUCACAAUCUGGGUAAUAAAGAGGAAGUCCAGGAAUACAAGAACUAUGAAAACAAUAAAAAGCUUUAUGGCACUGUACAGAAAUACACGACGGGAAAAACCUUUUCUGACUGGAAGACAAAGGCUCCUAAGACAUGGACAAAAAUUGGCAAAAAUCUUCCCAGUGACUUGCUUGGACUGUUACGGCAUUUGCGCAAUGCACUGGGACAUCAGGAAAAAGAGUUCUAUGAAGAGAAGAUGGUUGAUGAGUUUCCAGAUUUCCUCAUCAGUUUACAUAGACUGGCUGUGGAAAUGGGCUGGGAAUAUUGAAGAUGCUGAGAAAUUGCAUGGAGACACCUGUACACGGUCUUUCUUUUUGUUUUCAUAGUUUUGAUCAUGUACUUUUUUGGAGGCAAAUAUUUCACUUUUCAGUCUUUUGCUGCCUCAAUUGCUUUACACUUAAAGGGGUCAUAUGAUGCGA